ACUCCCAUUCCUAGGGGAUGAAUUUCCUCUUACGUCAUAUUGUUCAGAGUCUGCCGAUUCAGGUCAAGGAGGGGGAGGAAAAAGAGAGAGAAAGAAAAAAAGAGGGCGAGAUAGAGAAAGAAACAGGUUUAAAGUGCCUUAUUUAUAUAUAUUUGAGUUGACUACAUACGGUAUCGAAAGAAAAUAGUUACAUAAAAAUUAAGAAAAUCGUCUUCGAAGCUUCGUGUACAUUAUGGAAACCUUCUGCGAAGCGUGACGUGACAGUGUUAAAGUGGGAGAGUGGACGCGAGAGUUUUAGACUUGGAGUACAGUAAUUACAUCAGAAAAGACAACACGGAAAAGUUUCCUUGAAUUAAAGAUUUGGCCAAGCAGCAGGCCUCGCGGUGUGUCUCCGCAACAGGUUUCAUCAUCGAAACUCGCUGUAGCAGGGAUCGCUGAGAUUAAAAGAGCAAAGUGAUUUUCCAACCGGAGAAACCACAUUAACAAAGCGAAGGAAAUUUGUGGACGAAGACGGCUUAUUUUUUUUUUUUUUGGUGUCUAUGAGACCAUUUUGUAUUUUAGUCCGCAUUUCUGGUGAUUAAUCUGGGAAACUAUUACUUUUAAAUGCGGUACGAAGGCAAAAUGAUGCCGAUGUUUCUUACCGUUUACCUCAGUAAUAAUGACCAGCAUUUUACAGAGGUACCAAUUACACCUGAGACAACAUGCCGUGAUGUGGUUGAUCUGUGCAAGGAACCUGGAGAAACUGAAUGCUACUUGGCAGAGAAGUGGCGAGGUUCAGAGCGUGCUAUUGCUGAUAAUGAAAGAAUGCGUGAUAUUCUACAAAAGUGGGGUCAGCAAAGAACAGAAGUUAGAUUCUUUCUUAGACAUGAAAGACCACCUUUCAGAGAAUCAGGUGUAACAAGGCCUCAAGAUCAGUCUGUCAAAAGGAAUGGUGCGAAAAACACUGCAGAAAAGAAAAUGGAAAAUGGAGUAGGAGGUCCUCGGAUGGAUAUGACAUUAACUGAGCUGCAAGAGAUGGCAUCACGGCAGCAGCAACAAAUUGAAGCCCAACAGCAGCAACUGGCCUCCAAGGAGCAAAGACUGCGUUUUCUUAAACAGCAGGACCAGCGGCAACAACUGGUUUCUGAGCAGGAGAAACUGCUAAAGCUGCGAGAAAUUGCUGAGAACCAGGAAGCUAAGCUGAAGAAAGUCAGGGCCCUUAAAGGGCAAGUGGAGCAAAAACGUCUUAGCAAUGGAAAACUUGUGGAAGAGAUUGAACAAAUGAACAGUCUGUUCCAGCAGAAACAGAGGGAACUGGUUCUGGCUGUGUCCAAAGUUGAAGAACUUAGUAGACAACUGGAAAUGUUAAAAAAUGGAAAGAUCGAUAGUUUGCAUGAUAAUCAGAGUGCUGUUGCAGAACUUGACAGACUGUACAAGGAGUUACAGUUAAGGAACAAACUGAACCAAGAACAAAAUGCUAAGUUACAACAACAACGUGAAUGUCUAAACAAGCGCAACUCUGAGGUAGUAUUAAUGGACAAACGAGUGAAUGAGCUCCGUGACCGUCUCUGGAAGAAAAAGGCUGCUCUCCAACAAAAAGAAAAUGUACCGCUGGCGAUCCGCUGCUGUCAGGACUGGAUGGAAGACCUAGAAAAAAAGACGGCACAGAAGACGGUUCCAUCAGAUGGCACUACACCUCAGCAGACUGGAUUGUCGCAGAGCAGAGUGGCAGCAGUUGAACCUUAUAUCCAAUCCUGGCCCCGUGGCACAUCCAAACCAGAGAUUAACAAACCUGCUUACACCGAUGGCAAUGCAAUGCUGCCCACUCAGGAUGGUCCUCUAAAAGUUCAGCUCCAACCAAGUGGAAAAUCAGGUGGUGUUUCAUUGUCUAAGCUGAUUCCUGGUGAAGACGAAGUAACGAUGAGAGACAAAGGCAAGCAAACCCGUCCAUAUUCUAUGUUUGAAUCAACUGAUGCUUCCUCAAGUGUGCCACCUGCAGGAAAUCUACGAAAAAACCAGAGUACUGAGAAUCUUCUACAGGAAGCACAGAAUGCUCCAAAAUUACCUGUGAAAAUUCCUCCUCCUGUCCCAAUCAAACCAAAAGGUCCUCUUUACAUUUCAUCAGGCAAACCAAUUAUGGUAGACAAGCCAGGUAGCCAGCAAACUCCUGCCUUAAUCACUGGAACAUUUCCUUUUAAAAGCAAACCUGUACAGCAGCCACCUACGCCCUCUGUGCCAAAUGAGCAAAGAAACUCCCCUCCAAUAUUACAGCCUUCUGCACUUCAGAGUCACACUCUUCCUCUGCCUUAUAAACAUGAAGCUCCUCCAGCUGCUGCUGUCCGACCUUUUACACCCCAGUUGCCAGCAAAGGAUGCGUCGAUAUCAUACCGCAAACCUCAGACUGGAACUGCCAGUUCCAUUUACAGCAUGUACACACAACAUCAAGUAACACCAAGUAGCAAAAUCCAGCCAGCUAUAAAGAAUCCUCCACCUCGAGCAAUCACAUAUGGUAAACCCAUGAUCCCUGGCACCAGCACUUCAUCUUUGCAUCUUUUACAAAGUCAAGAUAUGAACCAGGACCAGAGGGAUGGUGUCGACUUCGACUUUGAGCGUGGUGGGAACAAUUCAGUAUCUGAAACAGAGCGUAGUCCUAGACCUCUCAGCCCUACCAAACUUUUCCCAUUUCUUAACCAAAACGACUUGGAAGUGAGGAGGAGAUUGUUUAAUAUUCCAAGGCCUUUAAAGAAACGAAGUUCCAUUACAGAACCUGAGGGACCUAAUGGUCCCAACUACCCAAGGGUGCUUUACAAAAAGCCUCCAUUCUUCCAGCCAAAUACGGUAGCAGCAGAGGAAGUUAGCACAGCAAAACAAAGUGAAGAAGUCACAGAGACAGUUGGUGAACCUCCAUUGGUAGAUGUUAAACAGAAUGAAGAUGCUUUGGUAGAUGUUUCACUAAGUGAAGGGAUGAGUCAUGAAAAAGAAAACAUACCAGAAGAGGAUGAAGACUUUGUGCCCCCACCUCCUUCGCGUCCUGCUCCAGUGCCUGAAAUUAUGCAGGGAGCACUUAAUCCAUUGCCUUUCACCCAAGAAGAUGAAAAUAGCCUAAGUGCCCCUCAGCCUUAUGAAAUUCUUACAGAGGAAUACCCUCCAUACCCACCCCCUCCUUAUCCUAUAACCGGGGAUACAGAGAGUCUAGGAGAUGACUCCUUCAGCAUGCGCCCCCCAGAGAUCACUGGCCAACUGACACUUCCACCGGGUAAAAGAACAAAUCUAAGAAAAGCCAAUUCAGAGAGGAUAGCUCACAAUAUGAGGGUGAAAUUUAACCCACUUGCUCUCCUGCUUGAUUCAUCACUUGAAGGGGAAUUUGACCUUGUGCAAAGAAUAAUAUAUGAGGUUGAGGAUCCAAGCCAGCCAAAUGAUGAAGGCAUCACAGCCCUUCAUAAUGCUGUUUGUGCAGGUCAUACAGAGAUUGUCAAUUUCCUUGUCCAGUUUGGUGUGAAUGUCAAUGCAGCAGAUAGUGAUGGAUGGACCCCACUUCAUUGUGCAGCCUCUUGCAAUAAUGUACAAGUUUGCAAAUUCCUUGUUGAGUCCGGAGCAGCUGUAUUUGCAACAACAUAUAGUGACAUGCAAACAGCUGCUGAUAAGUGUGAAGAACUGGAAGAAGGAUACAGUCAGUGUUCCCAGUUUCUCUAUGGUGUUCAAGAAAAGAUGGGCAUUAUGAACAGAGGAGUAGUUUAUGCCCUGUGGGACUAUGACUGCCAGAAUGACGAUGAGUUUCAGUUUAAAGAGGGUGACUGUAUGACAGUAGUGCGACGAGAGGAUGAAGAUGAGACAGACUGGUGGUGGGCACGCCUUGCAGAUCAGGAGGGAUACAUUCCCCGCAAUUUGCUUGGGCUAUAUCCUAGAAUCAAACCAAGACAAAGAACUCUGGCAUAGGUGGAAUGAAGGCCUAAAUUAG
Messenger RNA from Polypterus senegalus (gray bichir), 3937 nucleotides. Its product is annotated as apoptosis-stimulating of p53 protein 2-like. The record is from RefSeq and is a predicted model, not a curated record. The transcript is spliced from 18 exons. The coding region runs from base 604 to 3915 and encodes 1103 amino acids. Gene Ontology annotation, biological process: signal transduction; regulation of apoptotic process. Gene Ontology annotation, molecular function: p53 binding. NCBI's taxonomy places the organism in Eukaryota, Metazoa, Chordata, Cladistia, Polypteriformes, Polypteridae. Gene Ontology annotation, cellular component: nucleus.